Molecule: messenger RNA, 4390 nt
Organism: Cygnus olor (mute swan)
Lineage: Eukaryota; Metazoa; Chordata; Aves; Anseriformes; Anatidae
Gene: ZCRB1
Product: zinc finger CCHC-type and RNA binding motif containing 1
Exons: 8
Coding region: 3101-3856 (251 amino acids)
Biological process (GO): mRNA splicing, via spliceosome
Cellular component (GO): U12-type spliceosomal complex
Molecular function (GO): zinc ion binding; RNA binding
Source: RefSeq, a predicted model, not a curated record
CUUGUAGUGUUUAAGUGGCUGCGUAGAGAUGGGUUCCGCUCUGAUAGUUCGCGACACGUCUCUUGUGUUGUAAACGAGUGCAGCGAGUGAUUAAUAGCCUUGUAUGGGAGCAGAGAGAAAAUUAAUUCGGUUUCAUGCAAUCAAAGGUUGUUUUGGGCUGGAAGGGACCUCAAAGCCCACCCAGUUCCACCCCCCUGCCAUGGGCAGGGACACCUCCCACCAGACCAGGCUGCCCAAAGCCCGAUCCAGCCUGGCCUUGAGCACCUCCAGGGAUGGGGCAUCCACAGCUGCUCUGGGCAUAUGACCAACAGGGGACUUCUCUUCCCUCCUUUACCACGAGCAUGUAAUUAUAAGCUUUAGCCAAGUUACUACCGGAACUAAUGCUUUGUUGAUUUGGUUCUAAAUUCUGUUGGUGCUAUUAAAUUAUUAAUAAAACAUGCCAUUUUAAGCAUCAAGAUAAAAGAACUUAAGUUGAUUGGCCUGAAUGAUCAUGUCUAGAGUGAUUUAUCCGCAAAUCAUUUAUAAAUCUUUUAAUUCAUUAAACCACAAAUCUGACCUUACUGAUGUGUAUUUAAAACAAACAAGUAAAAAGUUUGUGCAUAAGUUGCAAUGUUGAUGUUAAGUCAUGAAAAUAUCAGUGCAUUCAGACUCCAUCCACUUGAUGCUUCGGAGGUGUCUGAACUGUUUUGGUGGUGUCCUUGUAUGUCCUGGGACAGAGCAGAAAAACCGGUUACUGGAAUUAAUCAUUGUCUUUUCUUCUGGUGUUCUCAACGUGAGUGAUGGACACUGCAUGAGGUAUAUUGGAAUCAAGCAAAGCAUACUUGAGUACCCGACGUAUUUUGCAGGAGACCCAAUCAUUACUGACAGAUGGCUCUUGUCAGGGAAUGGCUUCUUUGAGUUGUUGGCAAAGACAAAAAACACUGAAUUCCACAAGUCAUAGUCAUAACAGACAACCUCAUCCUGAAAGUUAAUAUGUGAAAAUAAUAAAUGAAGAAAGCAUUAAUAUUGCAGAGAGGCUGUUAGAUUAAUGGGGGUUCUGCUAGACCCCAUGGAGUUAAUGUGCUGGCUUCCAGCUGAUGCUUUAAAGUUAAGUAACCAAGUAAUACCUUGAAGAUCGGGGAAGCCACAUAAAAGCAUUCACUAGAAAACAGAAAUGUUUCCAUUUGUUGAGGGGCUCUAGAGGGUUAUAGAAGUCAGGUUGUACGUGGCUCAGGGAGUCCCCUGCGUCAAGUAGAAAGCUCAGAUGCUCAUUUUGAUUUUUAUAUUUAUUUAUUUAUUUAUUAUGUUAGCCUGUGAAGUGAAAUCCUGGAGAGUAGAGAGACUGGUGAUCAAGGAGAAAGAAUGUGAUGAAAAUGUUACACUUGUGUCAGACUGUUUUAUGAAAUUAGAAAUUUCCUGAAGUAAAAGGACUCUGAGCCUUGGAAUGGAGGAUUUUCUCAUCUAGAGAGUUAAAGCUGGAAUUGGCUGGUUUUUACACCCUCCUUUCCCCAUAAGCUGGUGAAACGGGUGUGGCAAGGUUGGCAUCUGUUAAAGGAAAGGAAAAAAAAAAAAAAAACUAUUGUUUGUAUCCCAGUAAUCGCUUCAUGGUGGUUUGUUUUAAAAAAUAAAGAAGGCAAUGUUUUGUAAAGGUUUAUGGGAGUGGAAAGAAUUGUGGUUGUAGUUGGAUCUACAAUUGCAUUUAGACCGUUGUAUUCACACAGAUAGCCAGAAAUCUGCAUUUUUAACAUGCUCAAGCUUUUUGAGAGAUUGGUUUUGGGAAAAUCAUUACAAAGUAUCGCAGUGACCCCUUAGUGUUUAUACCAGGACGUCCUUUCCGAGGAAGCAUUCUCUCCUGGAGUGGUAAAUUUGAAACUUUGCCGACUCGAACAUGAGAACAGCAGUCACCUUACAGGUACUCUCCAUCCAGUUUUAUUAAAACCGUGCCUGUCCGACAAGGUAGACGUUAGAAGUCAGAUGACUGAAACACCGGCACAGGGGUCCUAAAGGAUAUGGGUUGCUACAAUUAUUUGAGCAGUCAGAACCGCAGCACUAUUUCAGUUAAAUUUGUCCGGGUGGCUGUUUUCUGCUGUUUUCUCUGCUGUUGCAAAAUAACGGUGUUAUACCAUGAUGCAGCACUGGGGUAGCCCUUACCAUGUCCUUUGUAUUGUGCUGGACGUCUGGAUUCCUGUGCUUCGAGCCACCUCUUUGUACGGCGCCUCGCCGAGUCGGUUUGGUUAGGCUUGUCAAGGAUACUAAUGCCAAGCAGCAAGGAAUCUGGGAUAAUGAAUCAAGUCUGCAUAACACCAGAUGCAAUGCGUGGCCUUUGUUGCAAAUUUAUUCUGUUUUCAUUUGCUUAACCUUUAUGUUGCCAUUUCUACUCGUGCCAAAAAACACAGUCUCUGAACGUGGAAAAACUCAAAAUUCGAUCACUUAGAAACUGCCGCUUAAACGAGUUGGGAUACGUUAAACUUGUCAGAAAAGAGAAGCAAAAUACUUGAAUAAUCAGUGUCUACUGGGAGUAUUAGGCCUUCAGAUGACUGAAUCAUGAAAUGCUAAAAAAAUAACCACCGAUGGAUUAGAGUCUGACAUUAAUUUCUUUGUUGACAAUUGACCCUUGCAUCUGAUCAAACUCCCUACCUGGAAAGUCCUCUAAGGCACUGUGUCUGUUCUGUGAUGGAAGUUGACUUCUUUUGUUUCUUUCAUCCCUUCGUCAGCUUUUGCAUUUUAAAAUGAAUUGGUCUUGCUGAAGAAAUGGCUUGAGCCUCAGUGAAGGAGGCAGCUAGGAAUCGGUGAGGGGUACCAAGAAGCAGGAAUAAGGCUGCAGGAAACUGGCUAAGCAAGUAUUAAGCAUAGAAUCAUUAAGGUUGGAAAAGACCUCCAAGAUCAUCUGGUCAACCAUCCCCCUAUCAUCAAUGUCACCCACUAAACUAUGUCCCUAAGCACCAUGUCCAACCUUUCCUUAAACACCCCCAGGGAUGGUGGGCUGCAUAGGGAACAUUUUUGCUGUACUCUUUGGUGUAUUCUCUCAUAAGGGCUGUAUUUUAUUCUGAUUUGUGUGUGAUGUAUUUUAUUCUGAUCUGUCUCAAAUUUACCCAUUUUUGGACCAAGCCUUGGCUACAGAAUGAAUCAGAAGGAAGAAGUUCUUUGCACAGACUUUAGUGCCACUUCAAUUUUUUGGGAAAAGUCCAAACAUGAGGAAAAACACAGCCUGUUCUCUUUCAAAAAAAUGAGUGGUGGGUUGGCACCAAGCAAAAGCACUGUGUAUGUGUCCAAUUUACCCUUUGCUCUGACCAACAAUGAUCUAUACAGGAUUUUUUCUAAGUAUGGGAAAGUUGUCAAAGUUACUAUUAUGAAAGACAAAGACACCAGGAAGAGCAAAGGAGUUGCCUUUAUUUUGUUUUUGGAUAAAGAAUCUGCACAAAACUGUUCUCGGGCACUUAAUAACAAACAACUGUUUGGAAGAGUAAUAAAAGCAAGUAUUGCCAUUGAUAAUGGAAGAGCAGCAGAAUUCAUUCGCAGGCGCAACUACUUUGAUAAGUCUAAGUGUUAUGAAUGUGGGGAAGCAGGACACUUAAGUUAUGCUUGUCCUAAAAAUAUGCUGGGAGAGCGGGAGCCACCAAAGAAAAAAGAAAAGAAGAAGAGAAAGAAAGCAGUUGAACCAGAAGAAAUUGAGGAGGAAGAAGAAAGUGAAGAGGAAGGAGAAGACCCUGCUCUAGACAGCCUCAGCCAGGCCAUCGCUGUCCAGCAAGCCAAAAUUGAGGAAGAACAACAAAGAUGGACACAGACUGCAGGGGAAUCUUCCAUUUCAGAUGACUCAAAACGUCCACGGAUUAAGAAAAGUGCUUAUUUCAGUGAUGAGGAAGAACUUAGUGAUUAAAAUAAUAUUGUUUUAUAUGCAUAUAUAUAAUAUAUACAGUGUACAUUUUGUAAAGUGCAACAAAGUUAUCUGUAAUACAUGUUUUUCUUGGUGUUGAAGACACUGAAAAUCAUGUUGCAGUUCUACCCUCCCAGCUGAACCUCUCAUUUUUUGAUCUCUCUCUCUCUCUUUCUCUCCCUUCCCCUAACCCCCUUUCUGCCCUCAAGGCAGCUUUUUACAAAACUGAUGUGUUUCUAUGCUUAAAUCCAGAAAAAUAUCAGGGAGAAUGCUUCCUGCAGGUAGUAUCUAGACCUGAAAUGGGAGUAAAAUCUUACAUUAGAGGAGUUCUUAAGAGUUUUCCUAAGAGGACUUCCUCUUAGAUCACUGUUAGCACCUCUGAUGCUUUAUUAGUCCAUUUAUUGUCUGUUUGGAAGCAGUGCUUUAGUAGUGUAUGAAUAAUCUUGCACUAGCUCUCUGCCUAGGGUUGAAUUUCAGCCUUAACUGUUGUACUAGUCUUUUAAGUCUUCAUGCAGUAAUAUAAUAAAUUACUGUUAC